This is a messenger RNA of Nymphaea colorata (pocket water lily), 4619 nucleotides long. RefSeq names its product mediator of RNA polymerase II transcription subunit 16. NCBI's taxonomy places the organism in Eukaryota, Viridiplantae, Streptophyta, Magnoliopsida, Nymphaeales, Nymphaeaceae. The record is from RefSeq and is a predicted model, not a curated record. Gene Ontology annotation, biological process: regulation of DNA-templated transcription. Gene Ontology annotation, cellular component: mediator complex.
UGUUGUACUCAAUGGUCCGGUCGGACUGCGCCCUCCCGCUUCCUCCCCCCUCCCAACGCUGUCCUCUACCGUUCGCCAUCGCAAUUCUUUCUCCCAAGGAUGAAUUCCAUGCCCAGCUCCGCUACCACCACCACCUCCAACACCACAGCCAUGGUCACCACCAACAUUGCCAAGAAGGCGGAGGAGCCUGAAAGCGUCUCCUCCGCUGUUGCGGCUGCGGACAAAGGAGAGCCUCCAUCUGCAGCGUCUGUCUCUGCUAUUGAGUUGGGGUUAAUCGAAGAGGACAUCGACAAGAAGAAGGAGGCAUUUAUCUCUGCUUCCAUGGAGGACGACCAUCCUUGCCCGGCAACAGUCUUUUGCAUACGGUUGAAGCAACCAGAGGAGAAUCUUAGGCACAAGAUGAGUGUUCCCGAGCUUUGCAGAAAUUUCAGUGCUGUUGCUUGGUGCGGAAAAUUGAAUCUUAUCGCGUGUGCAGCUGAGACUUGUGCAAGACUUCCAAGUUAUAAUGUGAAACCACCAUUUUGGAUUCCAAUACAUGUAGUGAAUCCAGAGAGACCAACUGAAAGUGCCAUAUUCAAUGUUGCAGCAGAUUCUCCACGUGAUUCUGUCCAGUUUAUAGAAUGGUCACCCAUAUCUUGUCCCCGUGCAUUGCUGAUUGCCAAUUUCCAUGGCAGGGUAUCCAUUUGGACUCAACCUUCUCGAGGUCCUGUGAAUCUUGUCCGAGAUGCAACCUGUUGGCAAUGUGAGCAUGAAUGGAGGCAAGAUCUUGCUGUUGUUACAAAAUGGCUGUCAGGUACGCCUCAGUACCACUGGCUUCCAUCUAACUCCACAUCUAACUCAAAACCAAUAUUCGAGGAGAAGUAUCUUUCCUUUCAGCCCCAGACAUCAGCUAGGUGGCCGAAUUUUCUAUGUAUUUGCUCUGUUUUUUCAUCUGGAUCCGUUCAGCUCCACUGGUCUCAGUGGCCAACUACUCAGAAUGAUGCACAUCCAAAGUGGUUUUCUACUAGUAAAGGUUUACUAGGUGCAGGGCCCAGUGGUAUCAUGGCUGCAGAUGCUAUUGUAACUGAGGCUGGCACCUUGCAUGUGGCAGGCGUGCCUAUAGUAAACCCUUCAACCGUUGUUGUUUGGGAGGUCACUCCUGGUCCAGGAAGCAACUUUCAGGCAACCAUAAGGGCAAAUACAAACACUGGAGUUCCACCUUCUUUGAACCCUCCCUCUUGGGUAGGUUUUGCUCCAUUGGCUGCAUACUUAUUCAGUUGGCAGGAGCAUCUAGGUGCUAAACACAAGAAAUUACCUGUGCAAGAUAUGGAACCAGAUGACCCUGUGUCACUUCAUUGUUUGCCAGUCUCAAACUUUUCUGCUUAUGUUAGCCCAGAAGCUGCUGCUCAGUCCACUGCAACAACAACUUGGGGUUCCAGUGUUAUUUCAGUUGCUUUUGAUCCCACACGGGGAGCUGUUAUUGCUGUUGUUAUAGUUGAAGGGCAGUACAUGUCACCAUAUGACCCUGACGAAGGUCCAUCAAUCACUGGGUGGAGAAUACAACGUUGGGAAUCUUCUUGUCAGCCAGUUGUUCUUCAUCCUGUAUUUGGAAACCCUUCAUCCAGCUUAAGUGGGCAGUCACCUAUGCAGCCCGUCUGGCUAAUGAAAGUCAACAAAACCAUUAAGUCAUUGGCAGAUGUUAAAGGCCUAUGUACAUCUGCUGCAGCAGAAAUAUUGUCUGAUGUUCGUAAUUUAACUGAUCCUACUUUGGGAAAAACAAAGAAGCAUGGUUUUGAUUACUAUGAUGUGCCAAGUGAUAUUAGGAUGCUUGCUGACAUUGUAUUUUCAAGUCAUGGAGGGGAAGUUGCUGUUGCUCUUCUCCAUGGUGAAGUGCACCUUUUCUCUGGGGCAAACUUUUCACCUGUUGACAGCUUCCUUGUUAAUGUUGGUUUUUCUGUUGCUGCACCUGCAUUCUCUUCCAGUAGCUGCUGUUUAGCAUCUGUGUGGCAUGACAUGGAUGCAGAGCACACAUUAUUGAAGAUAAUGCGUGUAAUUCCUUCUUGUAUUAAUAGCAGCCAAGGUAAAGUAGGCUCAGAGUUCUGGGAACGUGCUAUAGCUGACAGGUUUUGGUGGAGCCUUUUGGUUGGUGUUGAUUGGUGGGAUGCAGUUGGAUGUGCACAGAGUGCUACCGAGGAUGGCAUAGUAUCAUUGAACGGCGUGAUUGCUAUGUUGGAUGCUGAUUUUCAUUCUCUUCCUUCUGUGCUGCACAGACAACAACAUGGUCCUAGCUUGGACAGGAUAAAGUGCCGGUUACUGGAAGGUACUGUUGGGCAAGAGGUAAGAGCUUUGGUUCUAGAUAUGCAGGCACGCCUGCUCCUUGACAUGCUGGGGAAAGGAAUUGAGUCUGCACUUGUACAUCCAGAGUCAUUGAUAACAGAGCCAUGGCAUGCAUCAAGUGAGACCUUGUCAAGCCUUGAUUCUGAAGCUAUGACUGUUGAACCUGCACUAAUUGCCAGCAUACAGGCAUACGUAGAUGCAGUUCUUGAUCUGGCUUCUCAUUUCAUUACACGCUUGCGUCGAUAUGCUAGCUUCUGCCGCACUUUAGGCCAUGCUGUUGGUACUUCUGCUGGUACUAGUAGUACACGAGUGAUGAUGGCGGCUCCAAAUCAUGGUUCAACAUCCUCCUCGACCAGUCAGAGUGGUCAAAAUGGAACAGCAAGUUCUAUUGGCAAUGCACAUAUGCAAACAUGGGUACAAGGUGCUAUUGCUAAAAUUAACAGCACUGCUGAUGGGACUGCAUCAAUGCCUAAUCCCAUGAGUGGCCCAUCUCCGUUUAUGCCAAUCAGCAUCAACACUGGGACGUUCCCUGGGACACCUGCAGUGAGGCUUAUUGGAGACUGUCACUUCCUUCACAGGCUAUGUCAGCUGUUACUUUUCUGUUUGUUUUUCAGGCGAAAACAGUUGCCUCGACUAAUUGGGGCUGUCCAAAGAAGCACGGACAGCAAUCCUAUGAAAUCACAAUCAAUAUCUAAUAGUAAAGGAUUAGAGGAGAUUAACAUGUCGUCCAGACCUGCAUCAGGACCAGCCAAGCUGGAAGAAAACCAAUCUAAUCGAGUUGUGCAGUCAAUUUCCAGUGCAAAAAAUUUGGAUGAACUACCAACACGGCCUCCAAGAUUUGGAUUUGGUAAUGUUGGUCAAGGUUACACAUCAGAGGAGGUAAAGGUCCUUUUCCUCAUCCUGGUGGAUCUUUGUAAGCGAACAGCCGGUCUUCAACAUCCUUUGCCGGCGUCCCAAGUGGGGACAAGCAAUAUUCAGGUUUCUCUGCAUUACAUUGAUGGAAAUUAUACUGUCUUACCAGAGGUUGUAGAAGCAUCUCUUGGGCCUCAUAUGCAGAAUAUGCCACGACCAAGAGGUGCAGAUGCUGCUGGCUUGUUACUCCGUGAACUUGAACUCCAUCCUCCUUCGGAAGAGUGGCACAAAAGGAACAUGUUUGGUGGACCCUGGUCAGAUUUAGAUGACUCAAGUCUUCUGAAUCAAGCUCUAAACAUACCCAAUGCCCUUGGUAAUCCAAUUGAUAUUUCUGCUUCUCAUGAUCAUUAUAAUAGCUCUGGUUCACAAGGCUUGUGGCCAAGAAAGCGUAGAUUAUCUGAAAGAGAUGCAGCAUUUGGAUUGAGAACGUCUGUCGGAUUGGGAGGAUAUCUUGGUGUUAUAGGCUCUCGAAGGGAUGUGGUGACUGCUGUCUGGAAAACAGGUCUUGAAGGAGUUUGGUAUAAGUGUGUGCGUUGUUUGAGGCAGACAUCUGCCUUUGCUUCACCUAAUUCAGCAAACUCUACGACUGUAAAUGAGCGGGAAGAAUGGUGGAUUAGCAGGUGGGCUUAUGGUUGUCCAAUGUGUGGAGGCACGUGGGUUCGUGUAGUCUAAGUAUCUGGUUCAAAUAUUUAUAUGCUAGCCCUUACAGUUGUUCAACGGAAUUACUGCUAUUUUUUUUUUAUUUUGUUUAUGUUGUUCCCAUCUCUAUAAAUAUUAGUUGUAACAAUAGCGGUAGUAUGCUAAUUAUUGUUACUAGUGAUAGUAGCCGGCAAUUAUUGUUGUAUUUAUGAUGUGAAUUUUGUCAUUAUCAAUUCUGAGAUAAGAUGAAAGUGUAAAUUGCAAAUGAGGUGCACGUAAAGACAGCUGCUUGUCCACACCCCACUUAGAAAGAGGACCUCCUUUUGAUCUUGUUGGAGAUUGGAGCUUGUUUUCCAGAACGAAAUGUUCCUCACAGGAUUCAAGUUGGUUGCCCAGCUCAAACAUUUUUUCCCUGAGCUAGAGUAGCGGAAGGAAUGCCUCACAGGAGUGAAGAGAAAGGAAGACCUAGCGGACAAAUUUGGAAAGCGACUGUUUGUUUUACCAAUGCAUUUUCUAUAGCUUUACUACAAAACAUGUAUAUUUGAUGAGGCAUUGUAAGAAUUUUUUCUUUUAAAAACCAAGUGGCAAUUUGUGUAUGGAACUUGAAGAAACCAAGCCGUUGUUCAGGAAAACAGCUGCUUGGGGUUAGGUCCCUACCUUUAUUAAUAAAAAAAAGGUGAGGGAUGUGUACAAAAAACAGGAAAAAAGCUAAGCCGUUGUUGGUUCUAUCCAACCUAAUAUAUUUUCUCCAA